UCUCUUCACCUCUGUGUCCUCUUGUAACAGAAUGAAUAUUACUGUAGGUUAGACUUUCUGUGGAAGAACAAAUUCAAGAAGGAGUGUGAGGAGAUCGAAACCAUGGAAAAUCUCAACCGGGUUUUACUGGAGAACGUCCUGCCCGCUCAUGUGGCGGAGCACUUUUUGGCACGAAACUGGAAAAAUGAGGAUCUGUAUCACCAAUCCUAUGACUUGGUUUGUGUGAUGUUUGCAUCGAUCCCAGACUUUAAAGAGUUUUAUACUGAGUCAGACGUCAACAAAGAGGGCUUAGAGUGCCUCAGGCUUCUCAACGAGAUCAUUGCUGAUUUUGAUGAGCUGCUGUCAAAGCCUAAGUUCAGUGGAGUGGAAAAGAUCAAGACCAUUGGCAGUACUUACAUGGCUGCUACAGGGCUCAACACAGCAUCUGGGCCAGAGUACACUAUGCAGGAACAUGACAGGCAGUACAUGCACAUUGGGACCAUGGUGGAGUUUGCGUUUGCGUUGGUGGGCAAACUGGAUCUUAUAAAUAAACAUUCCUUCAAUGACUUCAAGCUGAGAGUUGGUAUAAACCAUGGUCCAGUGAUUGCAGGAGUCAUUGGAGCCCAAAAACCCCAGUAUGACAUUUGGGGGAAUACAGUGAAUGUAGCAAGCAGAAUGGAUAGCACUGGGGUCCUGGGAAAGAUACAGGUGACAGAAGAGACCAGUCACAUCCUCCUGGCUCUGGGAUACAUGUGCUCAUGCAGAGGCAUCAUCAACGUCAAGGGCAAAGGAGAUCUACAGACCUACUUUGUGCACACGGAGAUGACCCGCUCACUGUCCCAGGGCAACGUCAUGCCCUAAGACUCCAGAAAACUGGCUAUGUUUACACUGGCACAACUGACAGACUAUCUGUGACAGGAAAUGUUUGUUCCUGUCGGACCUAUUAAGUUACAAAGUGAAUCAGAUCUGGGAUACAAAGAGAAUCAAUAGAACUGGAGCCUCACGGCAGUGCUCCCCUGCUGUAGAAUACAUUUAACACUUUUGUAAGUGAACAUGUAGCAUGUGCCGCAGGAGUAGGCUCCCUCUGAACUCAUCAAGAAUGGAUUCAGAUUAGCAAGAGUA
Messenger RNA from Periophthalmus magnuspinnatus, 1101 nucleotides. RefSeq names its product adenylate cyclase type 2-like. The coding region runs from base 103 to 840 and encodes 245 amino acids. Gene Ontology annotation, biological process: adenylate cyclase-activating G protein-coupled receptor signaling pathway; adenylate cyclase-inhibiting G protein-coupled receptor signaling pathway; cAMP biosynthetic process. The record is from RefSeq and is a predicted model, not a curated record. The transcript is spliced from 6 exons. Gene Ontology annotation, molecular function: adenylate cyclase activity. NCBI's taxonomy places the organism in Eukaryota, Metazoa, Chordata, Actinopteri, Gobiiformes, Gobiidae.